AUUGUCUUUGGGAGAGGGGGAGGGAGGGGGAAGCUCCCCAGUUUAUGGAAGUGCUUUUUUCAAAAAUACCUAACCCUCUAAAGCUGUGUGUUUCAGACAGAACGCUGGUAAUGGUUGGGUAUUUAUUUAGUGUUGGUUUUUUUGAAUGCUGAAGUAUUUCCUCUUUCUGUUUCACCUCUUGUUAUGCUGAACUUACCCUAAUUUUACAUCUUACAUAUAGACAUUAUGGAUAAUGUUCACCUGAGUCUCACAGCUAUGCUGCUCCUUUACUUUAAUUGUUCUGGAUCAGUGGGAACCAAGCAGCUUCUUAAUACACAUCGCCAUACAGCCUGCUGGUGGGAUGAGAAGUUCGUAGUGAAUUGCUCUUUCAUGGGACUAGGUGCUAUUCCAGAAGAUAUAUCACUACCAGCGGUAACAGCUGAUUUAAGUUACAACAACAUCAAAACUUUCCUGUGCACCACUGGGAGAAAUGAAGACUGGAUGCUGAAACAUCUGAAUCUCAGUAACAACCUGAUUUCUGAAAUCUCCAUAACUGCUUUUAGAAAUUUACCAAUGUUGGAAACUCUAAACCUCAAUGGUAACUCCAUCAGCACCCUCACACUGGACCCACCUACACCUGCACAUGGGUCUAAAACAUUUGGAGAAAUCCACCAUUUCCUGCCUGCCUUGAAAGUACUGUCAGCUGGAAGGAAUAACCUCCAUGCAAUUCCAACAGGGCUAGGACUUCUGCAGUCUUUACAAACUGUCCAUUUGUCAUUCAAUGGCAUACUGCAAAUUGAUCUGAAUGAUUUUCACAACUGUUCGCAGCUGAAAAAUAUCUACUUGCAAAACAACAGGAUAGCAAACAUUCAUCCUGACGCCUUCAAGGAUCUCAACAAACUACAGGUCGUGGACCUCCGUGAAAACCCUCUGACAACCAUUCUACCUCACCUAUUAAUCAAUUUGAACAUCUUUCAACUCAAAGUGGAUUUGUUCAACAAUUCCUGGAUAUGUAACUACAGACUUCGUGCUUUGAAACAUCUACUCCAUUUUCUUUCUGCCUCCAUGAGAAAAAAGCUGAUUACAUCGUGCAGUAAAACUGCCACCAGCUCACAAAAGCCUCUGCUAUAUCUUUCAAGUUUCCACCUGAACUGCAGUGACAGUGUUUUGUCCAGGACAGCUGUGGUCCCACUGAGGGAGACAUCAGUGCUGCGCUGCAGCAUGGGUGACACACUGGGUAAUGGAGUCUCGUGGUGGACACCUAAAGGCAGAAUUUCAGAGGAAAGCAGUCUUCCUCAUCUGACACUAGAUAAAAUUAAUAAUUUAGUAAUACACAAUGCUGAGAAAAGUGAUGAAGGGUUAUAUAUGUGUACUUUUAAUGCAACAAGGAAGAAGUAUCUCAUCUACAAUGUACAGGUAAAAGAAAAGGUUCCAGCACCUCUGGUUAGAAAAACUCGGGACACCAAUCCAGGUGGUGUUAGAGCAGGAGGAACGCAGCAGGACCUGACGCUGGCUGUAUGCCUCUCGGUGUUCAUUACAUUUCUCUGUGCCUUCUGCCUGGGCGUCCUGGCCAGGCCCUGCCUCGCACGCUUGUGGAUGCGCAUGUGCAGGAACAAAGCCCCAGCUCCAGAACACAUCUACGCUAACUAUGCUUUUUCAGAUGAAACUCCAAGCAGAAAGCACUCCGUGAGCAAACCAAUGAACACACAGCAUAAUACAUUAGUUUUUUAUGAUAAUUCUUCAAGAAGCACACAUGCUUCUCCUACAGGAACUACUCAGUUGUAUGAAGAUGUCAUUGGUGGCACUGGACGCACACCAAGUACUGAGGAGUUCCCAAAACAAAGCAAUAAUGAGAUUAACGUAAAAAACAAUACGGUGUCUUCCAACACCAAAACUCAUAGCAGUGAUGCCAUGUACGUAAACACUGGACAGCUUACUGCAAGGAUGGAUUACGAGAGCAGCAAUGAAGUAACACCAAGGAAAUUAACGGGGAACAGCUUGUCACCAUGGAAAGACCCAAAGUACACAAACAGCACAGACUCAGAGCAGAGCAGAGUCCCCCCCAUGCCCAGCAGACACAACACUGGCUCUCACUCAGUUCACAUGGAUCCUGCAGACACAAAUUUACCCUGCACAGGAGAUGCUGGCUUCCCACUUCCCACAGUGCAACCCCAAACCAGUGUGCAAUAUUCCAGGGACAAUGAGGUGGGCAACAGCUCUGGUCAGCAGCAGUCAGAGGCAACACCUGAAUACAAAGGGAACAUUUUACACCAUGAACCUAUAAGCUCUACAAAAUUUAUGCCUGGAAGGCAAAGCUGUGAUAGAGAAUUUGGUCUAAAUAGCAACGUAAAUACAAACAGUGACGUGGGAAAUCUUAUUUUACCCAUCAGCUCUAAGAGAGAUGCAAAUAUUGAGAACUUAAGCAUUCACCAAAAAACUGAGAACACACCUCAUAUAGAGCACAGCUGUAAAAGAGAUUGUAGAAACGAGAAAGGUAAUUUUGCAGAUUUCUUUGGUGACAGUUCUUCAGAUGAAGGGAUUCCAUUCACGAUGAGUGACUGCAGCUCCUUAGAAGACUUUGACCUGGAACAACCCAGCGUUAGCAGCAACUUGCCAGCUCCUCUGUCAUCACUGGAGAAAGCUGAAACAAAUGGAAUCGGUAAUUUCUCAGCGCCGCUAGAAUCCCUGAGCAUUGCUGCAGAACUUCGGUGUAUUGGAAAAAAUGGAGAUAAGCACAGUGCAUAUUUUCGAACCACUACUGAUUAUGGGUCAGACACCAUCAUGCCUGAAGCAGCAUCAGUUCAUGCUGCCAAACGCAGUGAUCAUGUAAGCACGUCAGGAUCAGACUCAAUUAGUUCAAGUCCAGAAGUUCCUGAUGCAUUUGACUAUUUUAUCAAAGAGUCAACAGCACAAAACUCAAUUUCUGAUUCUCCCUACAAGCACAACACAGACUUCAGCAACACAUCACUUUCAUUAAAACAUUCUCCUACAUAUGCACCAGGUACCGAAAAUACUCCUGAAGAUGCUGAGCUGCAGCCACACCGGUUUUCUUUUCAACUACAGCACCUCCUCAGACACAGCCCCACAGAACAGAAGGAACAUGCACCAGACAUAAGCACAGAGCAGCUCACAGAUGAGAGCUCCUCUGAAAGCGACCGUUGGGAAGGGGACACUGCUCUGAGAUGGAACACGAACACAUCUGAGAACGAUCAUUUUGUUUGUACUCCUCUUGAUACUGGUUUGAAUGCAACUGUUAACGAAGCACCUCUCCCGCAUGCCAGCACAGCCAGCAACAAGUCACCUCAUCCAUCCUUAUCUGAAAACACAACUGAAAAACCUUCUACGGCCAUUACGGAGAAAGAGUCGUUACUACAGGAUGAGCACAUUAAUUCAGCCAGAACUCAUGAAGAUAAAACAAAAAGAGGUUUCAGUGAAGAAUGUGAUGAAUACAGGGAAUUACAGGACAGCAACAACUGUAGCUUUUCUGACAAAAUGCAAUCAUGCAGUGUUAUGACAAAAUUGCACCUUGAAUCUCCUGGGAAAACACAGUCAGUCUUCAACAUAGAAAAUUAUUUCCAGUUGGAUCCAAGUGAAGAGAAUGUGCAUUCCUCACCAGUCCCACUCAGCUCCCUGAGCAGAAGCACACAGCACAGCUCAGUUCUGUUCCCACAAAAGACUGCAGGAAACAAAACCUGCCCAACAACUGAUCCCAGUGAGCUGGAGGGUGACACUUCUUUGACAGCACCAGAGAGCAGUUCUACAACACCUGCCAGCCUCCCAGAUUCCAGUGAAAAACACUGUCAAAAAGCUCAGACCAGUUUAGGACAGGGCCAGCUUUUCAUUAAGAAGAAAAGAGCAUUUGAUGGAUUUGCUAAUAUUUUGCAAAGUAGGAGAGCAGACUCUGACGGUUGAGACACAGCAGCACACUGCUAACCUCCUACAGGUGCAAAGUGACUGCGUCUUAGAAGGAAGUUAUGGGGUUUUUUGCUUAUCUUUGCUCAGUACAGCUAUCUGCCUUUAACUUCAGACAUGCAGGUCAUGGAACUAGACCUGCCCUGUGUGAUGUGUAAAGCAUGGAUUCAUCUAAUUACUCAUCUAAUUCAGAAAAAUCUUACUCCAAAGGGCAACUCAGGCUGACAUAGAUAUUUGUAUACAUACAAGUCAGAUACCAUAAACUUGUACUUGCAACUCUAGGAUACCUGAAUGAGUAAAUUCCUCAGUAGUUAUGUUAGCUAAUAAACCUUUAGCUGAGGUCUAGUAAUAUACUUGCUUACUUUUGGUACUGAAAUAUUAGUUUCCUUUGCAAAUUCUAACACGCACAGUUUUAUGUCAAAAAUAAAUGUAACACUGAAAUUAUUAUUACAUCAUUACUAUUAUUGUAUGUUUGCUACAGGAAUCACCCUAUAUGUGAAAUAAAUAUAUUACCACCUUCUGCUUCUGUGAAACAAUUUCUGGAUUACAAUUCUCUGAAUUUCCCCAGCUUUGCAAUAUUACAUAAAAUCUAAGCAAUAUUCAAAUGCUGUAUUCCUGGGAUUUGAAUUCAUUGCAAAAAACAGAAACAGUACAUUUAGAUAGAGGGGCAGAGGUUACUCUACCCUCAUUAAAGACAAUGAAGACUACUUUACCAAUGCCUUUAACUUCUGAGAACUAUUAAAUAAAUGUUCUACAUAAAGAGAAAGCACUGCUUGGCUGCUUUCGUCAAGAAAAACUUCAAACUGAAAGUAAAAAAAAAAAGACAUAGAUAACAAUUUGGGUAAAGCAAAUUACUUAUAGGUCACAGAAGGCAACAGUAGCCACAGCAACUUUGGAAUACAUUAAGACAAUGUAGAUUUGCUCUUUAUGUCAUGCACUGACUGACCUUAGGUUGUACCAGCUGCUAACACACUAAGACAGACAUCUAACCACACAAGUGAGCCAAUUUCGUGGAUCAUGGCAAAAAAAAA
Meleagris gallopavo (turkey) is the source of this 4922-nucleotide messenger RNA. RefSeq names its product leucine rich repeat containing 66 (gene LRRC66). NCBI's taxonomy places the organism in Eukaryota, Metazoa, Chordata, Aves, Galliformes, Phasianidae. Gene Ontology annotation, molecular function: protein binding. The record is from RefSeq and is a predicted model, not a curated record.